Molecule: messenger RNA, 915 nt
Organism: Pollicipes pollicipes
Lineage: Eukaryota; Metazoa; Arthropoda; Thecostraca; Pollicipedomorpha; Pollicipedidae
Product: 39S ribosomal protein L52, mitochondrial
Exons: 6
Coding region: 337-798 (153 amino acids)
Biological process (GO): mitochondrial translation
Cellular component (GO): mitochondrial large ribosomal subunit
Molecular function (GO): structural constituent of ribosome
Source: RefSeq, a predicted model, not a curated record
CACCGCCGCCAUCGCCGGCUUAGUGCAAUCCACACCAUCGUCCCGUCCACGAUUGCCAUUAUCUGCACUGAACGCGGAGAAUGGGACGGAAAGAUGAAUAUCCGAUAAACCGGCAGAUGUGAGAACACAUUUCGCAUGACGACGCAGUAUGCGUAGGACGGAGAACAGCUGGAUGCAGACGUAGAAAAAAGACAAAGUGACGGAACAAUGGUCGGGAGGAGACAACGUGGCGAAGGAACAGAAGCUUGACAAGACCAGGACUGACAGGCCAAGUGGCCUUUUACAAUUCCUGAUCACCAUCAGGAGAGGUAGGGUAAGGAGUAAAAUUCAGAAGACAUGGCCCUUGAAAUGGUGUUAAGAGUGGGUCAGGGCAUCAUCCAUCAGAGCGGCCUGGUUUCUUCUGCAUCACAUGUCUUGUCAAAUGUACAUAGAGUUUGUGCUGUUGCAAGCAUAAGAUGGUACAAGAAGAUCCAGGCUCCACCAAAGCCUCUGCCCUCCAAACUUCAAGACUGGAGGCGAGAACACCAACAGCCGGUGAACCCGACGGCGCGUGGUGUGCUAACGGACGGCCCGGACUACAGCUACCCAGACGGUCGGCCGGUGCAGGCAGGCACGCACCAGGUGCGCCGCGCCACCCAGCACCGGCAGCUCAUGGAGCGGAUCGUGCAGCUGACUGCAGAGGUGGACCUUGCGGAGCGCCUUCACGCCGAGCGGACCCGCCAGGCACAAGAGCACGAGCAGCACCUGAUGAGGAGGCGACUCAAGGCCAAGGCCACGGAAACGCUCGACGCCAAGUGACGCUGCCGGUUCGCGUAGUGUUCGUCUGGUGUUUGGCUCCCUGGCUUGCCCGCGGUGUGAUGCGAGUGCGUGAUGCGGAUGCGGAUGCGGAGGAGAAUAAAUGUGACUCGGAAGGGA